Triticum dicoccoides is the source of this 1298-nucleotide messenger RNA. Its product is annotated as very-long-chain (3R)-3-hydroxyacyl-CoA dehydratase PASTICCINO 2A. Gene Ontology annotation, molecular function: 3-hydroxyacyl-CoA dehydratase activity. Lineage: Eukaryota; Viridiplantae; Streptophyta; Magnoliopsida; Poales; Poaceae. The transcript has 9 exons. Gene Ontology annotation, cellular component: endoplasmic reticulum membrane. Gene Ontology annotation, biological process: fatty acid elongation; very long-chain fatty acid biosynthetic process; sphingolipid biosynthetic process. The coding region runs from base 238 to 903 and encodes 221 amino acids. The record is from RefSeq and is a predicted model, not a curated record.
GCCCACCACUCUCUCGCUCGCUCGUCCUGUCCGAACGGUCCGAUCCGAUCUCGUCAGAUUCCUCCCAGAUUCAAACCGAUUGCGGCAGAGUUUGUUGGCCAGCCGCCUCCUAAUCCAACCCCCGACCCGAGCGCCGCGUACUAUUUCUUCCGCCUCCGUGUUGUAGCGGGACAUCGGCGGCCAUUAUUUGAUCCGCGGCAGGCGCAUCCAGAGCCCUGCGGCGUCUUCUACUCUAGAAUGGCCGGCGUCGGGUCGGCGGUGCGGCGGCUCUACCUCUCCGUCUACAACUGGGUCGUCUUCUACGGAUGGGCGCAGGUGCUGUACUACGCGGUGACGGCGCUGCUGGGGGCCGGCCAUGAGGGCGUCUACGCCGCCGUCGAGCGCCCGCUGCAGCUCGCGCAGACCGCCGCCGUCAUGGAGAUUCUUCAUGGGCUUGCAGGGUUGGUGAGGUCUCCGGUCACUGCAACCCUUCCACAAAUAGGAUCGAGGUUGUUUCUUACAUGGGGCAUCUUGUGGAGCUUUCCUGAGACACAAUCUCAUAUUCUCGUAACUUCUUUGGUAAUAAGCUGGUCCAUCACUGAGAUUAUUAGAUAUUCUUUCUUCGGUUUGAAGGAGACACUUGGAUUUGCACCUUCCUGGCUUUUAUGGCUCAGGUAUAGCACAUUUAUGAUAUUGUAUCCUACCGGCAUCCUUAGCGAGGUCGGUCUGAUUUACAUUGCUCUGCCUUACAUCAAGGUAUCCGAGAAAUACUUUGUUAAGAUGCCUAACAAAUGGAAUUUCUCCUUUGACUACUUUUAUACAUGUGCUAUCGCCAUCGGUGUCUAUGUUCCAGGUGGGCCGCACAUGUUCACUUAUAUGCUUGCCCAGAGGAAGAAGGCCAUGUCAAAGGCAAAGACUGCAUGAAGUUGCUGUGAGCCUUGUAGAUGGGGCAUGCAAUGCAAACCCUACUACAGUGUCAUGUUGUAGAGUAGUUGGUGUGAGAUCGGUAAUUCAAUACGGUGAAUUAGCCGACCUGUGUUGUAACAAUGAUGAUUGUUGGAUUUCCCAUGGUUGAAUUCAUCAUUGAUCAAAGUCUGCAUUGAGCCAAUGAUUAUGACCAAAGAAGUGGCAUAAUACCAUCAGAUAAAAGCAAUAUUCAUCUUCGGAAGUGCUCGUCCAUUAUGAGCCAAUGACUAGAUCUCAACUUAACAAGGAAAACUUUGUGGAGCAAAUGGUACACCGGUUAUUUCACAGGACAAGUGUUGUCUCUAAUCUAGCAUAUGUGCAUGUACAAUCUUAUUACAAGAUCCUUAAUUUUA